Messenger RNA from Sardina pilchardus (European sardine), 1114 nucleotides. RefSeq lists its product as uncharacterized. The record is from RefSeq and is a predicted model, not a curated record. The transcript is spliced from 2 exons. The coding region runs from base 8 to 892 and encodes 294 amino acids. NCBI's taxonomy places the organism in Eukaryota, Metazoa, Chordata, Actinopteri, Clupeiformes, Clupeidae.
CCCCAGGAUGCCGGUGCCCGCAGAUAAGCGUGUCGCAAUUGCCGUAUAUAAGCUGUCUACCUGCGCAGAAUAUAGGGUGGUGGCGGAGACGUUUGGAGUCAGCAAAACAACCGUCCACAGGUGUGUGUAUGGAGUUUGUGAGGCUAUUUGCCAAAAACUGCUGAGGAAGUACAUCCACCUGCCCAACGAGAUCGAGGCACAACAAAUAGCACAACGCAAUUUUGAAGCGCAUGGGCUCCCGCAGUGUUAUGGGUCAAUAGAUGGGUCUCACAUACCCAUUCGUGCCCCCAGGGAUGGGUAUAGGGAUUAUGUGAAUAGAAAAGGCUGGACCUCAAUCGUGCUGCAGGCUGUGGUGGAUGACAGGCUCAUCAUUAGGGACAUCUGUGUCGGUUCACCUGGCAGUGCACAUGAUGCUGCUGUGUUCGCAACAUCCAACCUCUUCAGACAUCCAGAAAAACACCCUCAGGCCAGCAUGGAAAUAGAGGGAGUCCAAGUGCCUCUACUGAUUGCUGGUGACCCUGCCUACCCUCUCCUACCCUGGCUCAUGAAGGGAUACUCGGGAAAUAACCUGACGGAAGAACACACCUUGUUCAAUGAGCGUCUUAGUGCCAUCCGCGUCAGAGUAGAGCACACAUUUGGACAUCUGAAAGCUAGAUGGCGCAUCCUGGGCAAGAUGUCUGACAUACACCAUGAUUUCAUGCCUACAGUAGUGGCCACAUGUUGCAUUCUUCACAAUAUGUGUGAAGAAAGAAGACAGCAGCUGCCCCCUACAGCACCACUUCUAGCACCUCCACUUCAGCAGCCUCAGGACCAACACAGAGAUGACCCAGCUGAUGGUGCAGCUGUUGAAAUCAGGCAGGCUCUGGUCAAUCAUCUGUUUAGGCCACAUUAGGUUAGCCAGCUGCCUACCACAACAUUUUCAAGUUCACAAAAAAGUGGUUACUUUCAGACCAGGACCAGACCUGUUCCACACCAGACCCGGACCAGACCAGUUUUUAAAUUCACAAGUUCACAAAAACGUGGUUAUUUCCAAUCACUUUAUUAAUUAUUCUUAAAACAAAAUGAAAUGUAACAAAAUGUUAUGUUUAAUAACAAAAAUAAAUAAUCUUUAAAU